GGCUGAGAGACUUGAGCAGAACCCAUGAGGUGGUUACUCUGAAGAGAAUAAGUUUUUCGGUUCGUUCUCAAGCUUUUCGGGGGAGCACAUAACCAUAGUCCGGAGUGCAAAAUCCUUACAGCUUCCAGUGUGUCAAUCGGGCAUUGAGGUAGGCAGGGAUUGCUUUAUCAUAGUCCCUUUACUGAGACCGUUGGAUCGCAGGAAACCGGCGGGGCCCUCUCCUCCUCCAGCACAUUUGCAGAAUUAAAUGCACCGAAGGUAUUAGGCCCUGAUGAGACGGCAUUUGACAGGACAUCUGACUGAAUGGUUGGCCAUGUCAGCGCCAUCAGACGGAGUGCAAUUUUGUCAAUGAUGUCUCCUACCCUCGAUAAUCAUCACCUCAGCUGUGUACUUGAUUUUUUUGGACCUUGCGGAGAUUGUUUUCGCUUUCUUUAGCGGUCUACUGCCCUGGAGCCAGUUGUUGAGUUUGGGUGAUGCAGAGAUUAAAACAGUGGCAUUUGGGUGGAUGACAGUCUCUACUGGGAUGAUCCUCAGAUUCCUCAGAAAUAUUGGUGUCGAAAAAAAAAAUAAAAAAAUAUCGGAACAGCUGAUGUAAGGAGGUAGCGAAGGGAACUCUCCCCAUGCUUGAUGGUUGCAACCAGUACCUGAGGUUGUUGGGGGUAAACUGUCUCAUAGGGUUUGAGCUCUGAGUUCUUAAGAUGAUUCCCUCCUCAGCAAUGGUUACCGGGCAGUGAGAAGCUCAUCUGUCUUUGGAGGGUUGGAUCAAAUCCAAAACCGAUCAAAUCCAAAACCAAGUUGUAGAGAACGGGAAUGACAUGGUGCUGGCCCUUGGUUCGCCAUGACCCAAGAAUCAGCCUGUGUCAAAACAAGUCCACCAGGCCCUUCUGUCAUGGAGGAACAUAGGCUAGCUCUCCGAUGAAAGCAAAGGGCGAAGCGGCGUGAAAGUGGAGGACAAAGGGAAGGAGUCACGGGCGCGCCAUGGUUUGUGCUGUGCACGUUGCCCUGCCAAGCCGUCUUUUGGGUCAAGUGCCAUCCAGUCUAUUGAACCUUGUCACUAGUGACAGUUCUCAGAGCAGAAGGGGUAAUAUGCAUUUGCCACACUGGAAAAGCGAUGCUCUUGUGUGCAAACACUUGGUUCAUCAAUGCUCAGCUCCACUGGCAGCCACACGUGUCAGUAAUGGCAUCGGUGCCCCUUUUCCAGAGCAGAUGCACGCAGAUCGACCGUGUUUUCGAGGUGGAAAGCACCUCGGACACAAGGAAUUGUCCCAGCAAAGUGAGGCUCAGGGAAGACUACUCCUGAAUGCUGGUUGCAUCUGCUCGUCGCCAACCUCCUCAUGGCACCCACCGCUGUCGUCAGACACAGACACGUGUAUGUUGUGGGUGUCAUUCAAAUGCCCAGCACCAAAGCCAUCACUUGUUUCUUCAUCAUCCUCAGCACUCGUAGGUAUGCCUGUGAAGGGGUUACCCCAGUGGCAGACAUCAUCGGCAAGCAGAAUGCGUAACAUGUACACCACAGCUUCAUAUGGCAGGUCAUCAUCCAGCAGCUCAGGAGCCAGACAUGGUGGAAAACCCGAUGAUACAUCUUACUUGAACAUGUGGAAACGUGCAAAAGCAAGAGAGGAGGCUGAACGGAAGAAGAUGAUAAUGACAACAGAAAGACAACAGGAAGGCUCAUCUGGGAGUGGUGUCCAUGUGGGUGAAGACAGGACACAACAGAAACAGUUUUCAGGGGCUCGUGAGACAACAGGAGAGGAUCAUGCAUCGCAAUUGAUAGACCGGGCAACGGCUGCACUAGCUGCAGCACAUGCACUCCUGAGAUCGAGAGACGCAGAGAAAUCGCGGUCCCAGCUCACAUCCAUAAGAGGAAAGCUGUCGCCACGAGCCUCUCUGCUACGAAGCUCGAGAAGUAUGCCUACCCAGGUCGCCCUUCCCUCAGAAACGUCACCUCAGUUCUCACAGUCAUCGCCACCUCCACCGUUGUUGACAGGAUCUGCGCUGGAGGAACGAUUACGGCAGAAGAAAGCAGCAUCUGGAUCUUGGAGGAUGGGAGCAGGCAAAGAGGAGAUGACAGCAGCGACACGAGCCUCUGGAGUGGCUGUUGAUGGAGGCGAAUGCACGGUCACUGAACACGAAGCAACUGCAGGCCAUGGGGAGAAUCCCAGUGUGAGUGUGGAGAAGAUUGAUGAACCUGCUGUACCUGGUCCAGACUUUUGGACCUGGAUCCCACCGCCGGUCUCACAACCUGUGUCUUUGGAAGAUGGGUGGCAUUCUCAUAGUGGUGUCUCGGCUGGUGAAGUUGGCAGUCCCCAGCCCGCUUUGCAAUCUGAGUUCCAGGCAGGUGGGGUAGUAAGCCUCCCUUUCAUGGAGCCAUUAGAGGAUGGAGGGGGAGUUCUCGGUCUGCCGCUGGAGAGACAGGCCUCUACCACAGGUGAGGCAUCAGACUGGGCAGUAAUAUUCCAAAGCAGAGCAGUGAUGCCUCUCCCUCCCCUUCAGACAUUGGUGGAGCUGAGGGAGGCAGACACAGACACACAAGAUGAUGGUGUGGAGACAGGUGAGGGUCAUAUAGAGAAUGAAGAGGGUAUGGAAGAACAGUUAAAGGGCUUCAUGCAGCUCCCACCAGUUGAGGAAAAGGACGAGGACAAGGUGUCGAUUGGCGAGAAUCCUUGGGGAAGGACGACGGCAGAAGAGGGCGUGAAUGCAGAUGGAUCGAGGUGGUGGAAGGAGACUGGGACAGACGAGUUGGAGGACGGUGGGCUCUGCACAUGGGUAGCAAUGAGAGGUUCAUCUGCGGACGGAGAGGUGGAGUGGCAAGAGAAAUGGUGGGAGGCUUGUGGAACCCAUGGGUAUAAAGAGCUCGGCGCGGAGAAGAGUGGCCGUGGUGCUGACGGGUCUGUUUGGAGGGAGACGUGGAGAGAGGCCCUUUGGCAAGAUCGCUACACCGGGCUACCCCACAUUGAGAAAACGGCGGACAAAUGGGGAAAGAAUGGAGAUGAACAGGAAUGGCAUGAGAUGUGGUGGGAGAAUUACGAUGGUCUAGGAAGAGCCAACAAGGGGGCUGAGAAGUCGUGCAGAAUCAAUCCACAGACACCAGUGGAUCCAGGACAUGGCCAUUACUGGCAUGAGAAAUGGGGGGAAGAGUAUGACGGCCGAGGGGCAUCGACGAAGUACACGUGCAAGUCAGCUGAACGGGUUGAGAGAGGUGGCAUGGGAGCCACAAAAUGGGGGGACCAAUGGGAGGACAAAUUUGGCCCCGGUGGUGUGGGAAAACGAAGUGGGGAGACGUGGUGGGAGGGAGAAGACGGACAGAGGUGGAACAGGGUCUGGGGUGAAGAGCACUUUGGCACAGGUCUGGUGAGGAAGACCGGGUACAGCAGCAGUGGGGAGAGUUGGGACACCACCGUGGAGGAACAGGCGUUCUACGCUGAUAAACCACAUUUCGGGUUUCAACAAUGCAUGGAGAAUUCGCGGAGGCUUCGUGAGGUUCAACCCUUUAGGAAGAUCCAGAAAAAGCCACAGCCACAAAAGCAGUGACAAUUUCCCAACAGGAAGGGCUCCCAACCAUCCAUUCAGUGACCUCAAUGAUCAAUCCUAACAAAUGCAACCCACAAGGUAAAGAGAGUGGAAACCAUGGUAAAAAGAGAGCACUUGGCUGGUUAUCGUGCAGUCACUCUAUCCCAGGUUGAAGUUGGUUUGUCUGCCAAUCGAUCACUCAGUUCAAGCAGGUGAAAAUUUGAAAAAGCCAUUUCUGACUCCAUGCUUUUCCAAUUGCCAUGUCGCAGGGAAAUGGAAGGGCCACGACUCAUGGAGCAUAUAAGAAGGCGAAAAGGAAUGUUUACCACCGAGGUUAGGAGCAAGAGGGCAAAAGAAGUGCACACCACACAAAGCAGAUGCACACAGUCACUCUGAGGAGUAAACAGCAGCAAAGACCUGCAGUGCGGGAUGUCAAAUGGAAAUAUUAACGUCAUGGACGUCGCAUCCCACCGCCUCCUUCGUAGUACCGUCAAACCCAAGAGCCACCGAUCAUACUGACAAAAACUGGCGGCGCUCGUCAGCAGCUGAACAAGUCAAAUGCGGACGACUACCUGAAACAGGUCUGCUGACGCCCACGAACUGUUGAAAUGCAGACCUGAGUUCGGAUCCAGAUGGAACCAGAUGAACAACAUUCCUGAAUUACCUGGGGGUCGGUCAGUUUCAGGAUGACAUCUCAAGGCUGUCGCCCUUUUUUUCUAUAGCGCCACUACCUUUCCCGCUGUUGGGAAAACGGGAAAAUAUCCUACUACUAAAAAAUAGGAGGCCGGGCCCGACCACGGCGGCCACUGAUAAAUCUUAUCGGCAGCC
Molecule: messenger RNA, 4338 nt
Organism: Chara braunii
Lineage: Eukaryota; Viridiplantae; Streptophyta; Charophyceae; Charales; Characeae
Source: the annotation of a GenBank genome assembly